AUGAGUUCCCCCUCCAGUCAGCAGAAGAAGACCGCCGUUAAGCGGCGACGUAGGGGAAAGGCUAGCGGGGGAAGAUAUGCAUCACCAGCCUCUUCGCUCUCAUCACUUUCUUCCUCCUCCGACUCCGAUUCGGACCGACCAUCCCGCAAUAAAGCGGACGUUCUCAGCGACAGUUCUGCCGCGUCUGACGCCAAGCCACCCUCUUCUGUCUGGCCUUCACGCGGUCGUCGCGGCAACCCGAAGGGUUCAGGUUCCGUCAGGAGGAAUCAUAACGGCCCAGGUCCAGCUACCCAACGUCUUGCCAGCAGUGGAAACAAAAAUUCUUCGGGGGCUCCUAGUUCUCUGCCGAAAACGGUGGCUACUUUUCCUGGACGACGGCGUGGUCGUCCACCACUACAUUCAAGGCCGUCUACUCGAGGAAGGGGUCGUGGAGCUAUGAAUCAUAAAGCGAGUAGGCACGACGACACGGAUGACGAGCGACCAUCUGAUAAUGAAGAUGAAGAUGACGAGCUCACUGAUCGU
This is a messenger RNA of Dibothriocephalus latus, 522 nucleotides long. The record is from the annotation of a GenBank genome assembly. NCBI's taxonomy places the organism in Eukaryota, Metazoa, Platyhelminthes, Cestoda, Diphyllobothriidea, Diphyllobothriidae.